This is a messenger RNA of Anthostomella pinea, 2199 nucleotides long. NCBI's taxonomy places the organism in Eukaryota, Fungi, Ascomycota, Sordariomycetes, Xylariales, Xylariaceae. The record is from the annotation of a GenBank genome assembly.
AUGGAACUCGACCACUCCAUGGUGGAUGCACCCACCAAUGGCUUUGCAGGGCCUGCUAACCCCCCGGCCAUGGACGUUGAUGACGGUGGCCUUUCAUCCAGAAACGAUGCACAACCCAUCAUGGACGAUUCGGAAUCAUCCGACGACAGCGACAGGUACAUCAAGUCGCUGCAGAGACGCGGCAUGCUUCCUACGGGGUGUUGCUACGACGAUAGGAUGAAGCUACAUGCGAACGCUGAUUUCGGUCCGACCCCUCACCAUCCAGAAGACCCGAGGAGGAUAGAAGAGAUCAUGAAGAUUUUCAAGAAAGCGGGGCUUGUAUUCACGGGUCCUGAUACCGAGCUCCUUGACAUCCUGAAAAAGACGCCCACCAAGUACAUGUGGAGGAUCCCAGCUCGAGAUGCAACGCAAGCAGAGAUUGAAACCGUACACACGACUCGGCAUUAUGAGUGGGUCAAAAGUCUCUCCGACAUGUCGACCAGGGACCUCAGAAUGCUCAGCACCCAAUUGGACCAAGGUAGAGCUUCGCUGUACGUGGGUGGCAUGUCUUACGAAGCUGCUCUCCUGUCAGCGGGGGGUUGUAUCGAGACGUGCAAGAACGUCGCCGCGGGACGUGUCAAGAAUGCCUUUGCCAUCAUCCGACCACCAGGACACCAUGCCGAGUAUGACCAGCCCAUGGGAUUCUGUCUGUUCAACAACGUGCCCAUCGGUGCCAGGGUCUGUCAACAGGAAUACAAGGACUGCCGCAAAGUGCUCAUCCUGGAUUGGGAUGUUCAUCACGGGAACGGAGUGCAAAACAUGUUUUACGAGGACCCAAACAUCCUUUACAUAUCUCUGCACGUGUACGCAAACGGCGACUUCUACCCGGGCAAGCCCGAAAAUUCCCUUCUACCCGAUGGCGACCUGGACAAGAUUGGCGACGGCGUCGGCAGGGGCAAGAACGUCAAUAUCCCCUGGCCAGCCCAGGGCAUGGGAGACGGUGAGUAUUUGGCGGCAUUCCAGAAGAUUGUCAUGCCGAUAGCUCAGGAGUUCAAUCCGGACCUGGUCAUCAUCUCGGCCGGGUUCGACGCCGCAGAUGGCGACGAGCUCGGUGGCUGUUUCGUUACGCCAGACUGUUAUGCCCACAUGACACACAUGCUGAUGUCGCUCGCUGGCGGCAAGGUGGCAGUAUGUUUGGAGGGAGGAUACAACCUCAAGGCGAUAUCCCAGUCAGCUCUAGCGGUUGCUCGGACAUUGAUGGGUGAGCCCCCACCUCGGAUGGAGAUAUUGCCCAUCAACAAAGACGCUGCAAGAGUGUUGGCUAGAGUGCAGGCUGUCCAAGCACCAUACUGGGAUUGCAUGAGACCCGGCAUCAUCAACAUGCCGGAGCUCGGCAGUAGCGCUUCCCGCCUACACGAUGUCAUUCGGGGCUACCAACGGCAGAUCCUCUCGGAGAAGCACGGCAUGAUCCCUCUCUUUAUCCAAAGGGAGGGCCUUUUCAAGUCGUUUGAGAACCAGGUCCUCGUGACUCCGGGCAUACAGUCGAAGAAGAAGGUGUUAUUCAUCAUCCACGACCCUCCCGAACUGGUAGCCAUGCCAGAUGUUAUCGACAAUACGGUUGACCCCCACAACGGCUUCAUCCUGGACGGCGUCACAUCAUAUGUCAACUGGGCUAUCAAGAACAGCUUUGGUGUGUUGGAUGCCAAUGUCCCUCAUUAUAUCACACACCCAGAAGAUAUGGACGCCUACGUCCCCCGACCUACGGAGAAGUCGUUGCAGCACCAGAUUCAGGAGCUGGUUUGCUAUGUAUGGGACAAUUACCUUCAGCUCUACGAUGUGGAGGACCUGUUCCUCCUCGGCGUAGGGAAUGCGUAUCUGGGUGUCAAGGUUCUCUUGACCAGUCGAGAUUGUAAAAACCGGAUCGCAGGAGUGGUGAACUUCGUGACAGGCAACCUCCGACCAGUCAAGUCGGAGACGGAUCAAGAACUGUCCGGCUGGUACAAGCACAACUCGCUGGUAUAUGUUUCUAAGGACCACGGGUGUUGGGGCGAUGAGGAGCUGAAGAAGAAGGUGAUGAAGAAGCGGUUUGGAGGGGUGAAGAAGAGUCCUGAGACGGGACUGAACCUCAUGAUGGAGGAGCAUGCGGAAGAGGUGCACCAGUUCAUCAAGGAGAGACUCAGCCAGGAUAAGAGCGGCAAUACCACAGAUGAUGAGAGAUGA